Messenger RNA from Protopolystoma xenopodis, 225 nucleotides. The record is from the annotation of a GenBank genome assembly. NCBI's taxonomy places the organism in Eukaryota, Metazoa, Platyhelminthes, Monogenea, Polystomatidea, Polystomatidae.
AUGAUUAAUCUGUUGAGUCUGGAUAAUCGUCUCGGAGGCAGGCUCGGGCGAGAUUUAAUGGUUGAUCCGGCCAAAAUAAGGCGAAAUUGCUUCGCAAUCGUGAGCUCAGGAAAGACGCUAUUUCCUCGACAGAGAGCAGAUGCGUCGGGAGAGCACGUAUUCAUCAGAGCCGAAGACGGUGCACAAACAGCUCCGACACGAACACAUGCGCAUCGGAGUGGCUAA